ACCCAACUGCAUGCACUGCAAAGAAAUCAGAUGAAUGGUGCCAGGAUCGGCCAGGGGCUCGACAUAUGAUAACGUCCGUCUGCAUUUCCCGUGUACUAUUGCAUGGUUUGUGGCAACCUUUUUGUUCCUCAUAUAUAUUCUGAGUUAUCGUCACAUUGCAAUGCAACAUUCGCAAGCACGGCACGAUGCGCUGCAGGAUAACCGUACAUGCUAGUAAUAUUAUAAUAAUGAUUAUAAUAAUUAUUAUGGAACAACUGUGUGAGAAUGAAGACCACGGCAUGGCUGUAGGACUGGUCCUUUGUGUCGCUGCGUAAAAUCAUUCGCCUCGUGAUCUGGUCGGCCGACACCGUCGCGUCAUAGCUAGCUAGACAUACUCACAUAGGCUGAAUUUUUCGUAGCCUAAAAAUUAUUACAAAAAUCACAGUAAAAAAAACAGCAACAAGAUCUGGAUGUGCGUACAUGUACGAGUAGAUCUACGAGAAACGAAAGCAGUUUAUCGUUCUCCGGUCUCAGAGAAGCCAAAUGCAGGCUAGCAGUGCUACAGUCGUGGAGUAGUCGCGUCAGGAUUGUUGGCGUGUCGAUAGGCUCAUGGAUGUCCCAACUCUGCAGUAGCGUGAAAGGAAAUGUGUCGAUACAUCGGCAUGAUCUAGGAUAGCCGCUCCGGACGGUGUGGGCCGCAGCCACCGAAUCAAUCGCCGUUGAAUUCACGAAGCGACCAAAAUAUGGAGCCAUGGCAGGACCGCUGGAUAGAGCGCUACCGACCGAGAAUCCUGGCUGCUGCCGAGGAGAGUGGUGCGUACAUGCCCGAGGCCAUAGCGGAGUAUCUCAACGAGUGCGGCUUCAUCGGCGAUGCGCAGCAAGAGUCGUACGACGUGAUCAUGACGUCCGAUUCAUCCGCGCGGCAGAAAUGCGAGCAGCUGUUCGAGCUGUUGGCGCGCAUCGACGAGGUGGGAGCGUUCGAUGACUUCCAGGAUGCACUGCGGCAAAACCAUGAGACGUCUAUUCUGGCCGUGACGGAGAGCCAGAAGGAUCUGCUGCGAUUGGCCGAGACGGAGUCGCUGGGCGAAUCCACGUCGGAACUGGCGACGAUCACGGACGAGAAGCGCGUGCCGGACUGCGUGCUGCGAGCGUCGGAGAGUCUGCGGCAUUCGUACGUGAAGCGCCGAUUGCGUGUUGGUGCGCAGCGAGGCGGUGGCGGUGGUGGCGGGGGAAAAUUGGACGACACGUACGUUGACGUGACGAUAAUCACCGACGAGGACCUAGCCGAGAUGUUCCACCAUAACCGUUCGCCGAGUGUCGUCGCGUCCAGGAGCAGUCGCCUGAAGACGCAGGUGCUGCCGAAAAGCGUCCCCAGCUCGCGAUCCAGUACACCUCCAUUGUCUCGGCACAACACCGGUCUGGACCACGUGUUCAAGCACUUGACGGGGUCGCUGAAGAAAGUACGACUGGAGUUGCUGUUUACACCGACUGACGACGAGCUGGAGGAUGCAGAUGACUGGCCUCGCCGUGUGCUGGCCGUGGCAAGCGCUGGCUGCGGCAAAACCGUCCUGUUCACGAUCAAGAUACCGCACGACUGGGCGAGUGGCGACCUCUGGGCGGCGCACUUCGAUCUGCUGUGCGUGGUACAGUUGAACGACGUCGCGGCACGCUCGGCUCACAACACCGAGGAGCUGCUGCAACUGGCCACUCUGGGCCUGACGGCGGCCGAGCAGGCAGAGCUGGCGCAGUACGUGCACGCGCACCCGGAGCGCGUCUGCCUGAUCCUGGACGGCUUGGACGAGUGCCACGUGUACGAGUGCAGUCUGUUCGUGCAGCAGGUCAUCUACGAUCAGUGCCCGUGUCUGGCCGGCAUGCGGGUGAUCAUCACGUCGCGACCGUGCAUCGCCACCAGCGUGCUUACGCAGCGAGCGCGGGUCGAUCGCCGUCUGGAGAUCAUCGGCUUCACUCACAGCAGCGUGUACGACUUUGUCCGCAAGUACCUGACGGGCGAGGCCGCCGAUGGAAUGCUCAGGGAGCUGAAGGUACGACCGGAUAUCGUCAGCGUCAUGUCGGUGCCGUUCUUCGCCCGCCUGACCUGCGACAUGUACCAGCAGACGGCGUCGCUGCCGCAGUGCACCACCGAGAUCUUUGAAACGGUCACGCUGAGCAUCCUGCGUUCGUCGGCGUCCGCCGAGCAGUCUGCGUUCGCCACGCUGGAGCAGGUUCCCGGCGAGCUGAGGGACGCGCUGGACAGCCUGUGCGCGUUCGCGUACAAGAUGCUGCGACGUCGCGUCACCGUGUUCGGCCAGAACGAGCUGCAGGCGGCCGGAGUGAGCGAGGUGGGAAUCACGCUAGGCUUCCUUGUGCAGUCCGAUGCCAUUAAUGCGCUGGGCUUUGCGCAGUUCCGCUUCAGCCACCUGACGCUGCAGGAGUUCCUGGCUGCGCUGCACAUUCGCUCCCGGCAGCUGAGUGCGUCCACCCUGUCAUCUCUGUUCCUGGAGGUGGGCACGUUCGACGGGCAGUACCACACGUUCUGGCACUUCGUCGCCGGCUUAUCGGAGCCGGAGAUCGCGGAGGCACUGGCCGAGUCCGCUCUGUUCUACCACGUGCCCGCUCACAACACGUCAUCGGACAACCCACUGUACAGCACACAGCUCAGCCGAAUGCAAAGGUCGUCAUCCCUGUCCCGCGCCAGUCCGUUGAGUGUGAACACGAUACGGCGGUCAAUGCGCAGACCUGCUCGUUCCGGCACUCUUCCACCAGUACAGCACGACUCACCGGAGCCUCGGCGACGCCGGCGCUCCAAUUCUCUGAGCCACAGCCUGCGGCAGAGUUUCUCCAAGGCGUUCAAGUCGUUCCGCCGUCCGCGCAUUCACUUCCACGACAACGACAUCACGUUGCCGAGGAAACAGCACGACGAGACGCUGGUGACGAAGCGCAGCCGCACGGAUCCGUCUCUCUCCUUACAGCUACUCAUCUACAGCUGCUUUCACGAGAACCGGAAAAUGCAGGAGCGGCAACACUCAUCUGCCAAUGGGGCAGCCGGGAAGCAGUGUGACAUUGGGGCAGCGGGUGAGUAUCAUGACAGGGUGCUGGCGCCGUGGAAGGCGCUGGAGCAGAGCAUGCUGCACCACGGCAUCUCGUUCACCAACCAGAACCUGCAGCUGAGCGAGACGCGCGUCCUGGGCACGGUGCUCCUCCACCACUCGCAGUCUAUCCGCAGAGUUACGCUGUCGUCGUGCGGCAUCGAGGACCACGGCCUCUGCCAGCUGUUGCCCGGGCUGACACACUGCGCACAGCUGGCCGAACUUCACCUGGCCGAUAACUCUCUAUCGGCACAGGAUAUGCACUCGCUGGGUAGCGUCCUGGCCGCCACGGCCAACUCGAUGGAGUCGUUUGACGUGUCGCUGAACCCUAUCGGUGACGGUGGUAUGCGAGAGCUGCUGACCCUGGGCUUGCACGCGUGUCGUACCUUGCAGCAUCUUUACCUGCACAAGACUGGCAUAACGGGGCAAGACAGCAGCAGCAGCAGCAGCGAUGGCGACGGUGGUGGUGGUAGCAGCGCAGGUGGAGGUGGUUGCUGCCAAGCGCUCAAUACCGUCCUGCUCCGCUUCACCUGUCUGCGCUCGCUCUGGCUCGACGGCAAUAGGCUGGGCGACGCCGGACUGGCUGCCCUGGCAACAGGUCUUCAGCGUUGCUCACGUCUAUCCGUCUUACACCUGGGCAGUACAGGCCUGACUGCGGAGUGCUUUGCCACUCUGAACUGCAUCCUGCCGGAGCAAGGCGAGCUCAAGGAACUCUACCUGAAUGGGAACGACUUCACGACGGUCGAAGGCGAGGACGCCGUUAGCGACAGCGUGGAGAGUUUGUACGCCAACCUGACUCAGGUGUCGAGUGAGUAUCGGAACUGGCGUGCGCUCGUCCUGCCGAAGGGUUCCCCGACGUGGCUGCACUCACAGCUGGCCACGUUUCAGAGUAAACACCCAAAGCACUUACCCAUCUUGCAGUGCGCUUAGGUUAGCCAUGCAGCCCUGUACCACCAGCCUCUCCACAGGCACUCUACUGGUCGCGCAGUGUGUGUAGGUCAGCCAUGCAGCCCUGUACCACCAGCCUCUCCACAGGCACUCUACUGGCCGCGCAGUGUGUGUAGGUCAGCCAUACAGCCCUGUACCACCAGCCUCUCCACAGGCACUCUACUGGUCGUGCAGUGUGUGUAGGUCAGCCAUGCAGCCCUGUACCACCGGCCUCUCCACAGGCACUCUACUGGUCGUGCAGUGUGUGUAGGUCAGCCAUGCAGCCCUGUACCACCGGCCUCUCCACAGGCACUCUACUGGUCGUGCAGUGUGUGUAGGUCAGCCAUGCAGCCCUGUACCACCAGCCUCUCCACGGCCACAGGCACUCUACUGGUCGUGCAGUGCAGGCCAUGCAGGCUGUUAUACCGCCGGCCUCUCCGCAAGAACUCUCCUGGACACACUGUACACGUAGCGGGUCAGCCCAGCAUGUAGCCCUAAACCACCAGCCUGUUCACAGUAAGUUACAGGCACUCCACUGGCCACACAGUGUGUCUCAGUCAGCCAGCCCUACCCCGCAGGCACCCCACUAGCUGCACAGUGUAUGUCAGUCAGUCAGCCCUACCCCCGGACAUUCCACUAGCCACAAACAGUAUGUCACCCCUACCCUACAUGCAGUGUAUCUCAGUCAGUCAGCCCUACCCCCCCCCCCCCCCCCCCCCCCCCCCGGGCAUUCCACUAGCCACAAACAGUGUGUCUCAGUCAGCCCUACCCUACAUGCAGUGUGUCUCAGUCAGCCAGCCCUACCCCACUGAGGCAUUCCACUGACCACACACACAUAACAGUGUGUCUGCAACGAGACACGAAGCGUUCCCUCUACUGGCCAGCGAUUCACAGUUGAAACAAUACUACUUGAGCUGCGUUAUCAUCAGUUGCAAUGCCACUCUGUUGAUUUCUAUGUCUUCACGUCGCAUGCUUGAGACGAUCUCAUCAUGCACUCAGUAAUUUGAUCCUCGUGCUUUGCCACACACAGACAGCCUUUUUUUGCGCAAUUUAUUUGACCUGACAUGCAUGCAUGCUUGCCUUUCGUGGUGGGCAAGAAGAGAAUAACGAUACUAUUUUUUCUUAUACGAUGCACACAUAGAAAUGAAUUAAUAAUUCAUUGUGUUGACUGAUGUUGUUUAGUGGCUAUUAAAAUGGACUAUUUUUGUUCAGCGGA
Molecule: messenger RNA, 5208 nt
Organism: Sycon ciliatum
Lineage: Eukaryota; Metazoa; Porifera; Calcarea; Leucosolenida; Sycettidae
Product: NACHT, LRR and PYD domains-containing protein 12-like
Exons: 2
Coding region: 723-3995 (1090 amino acids)
Molecular function (GO): protein binding
Source: RefSeq, a predicted model, not a curated record